Messenger RNA from Pelobates cultripes (western spadefoot toad), 8406 nucleotides. The record is from the annotation of a GenBank genome assembly. Lineage: Eukaryota; Metazoa; Chordata; Amphibia; Anura; Pelobatidae.
AUGAAGAAGCUUCUUUCACCCCUUAGAGACCCAGAGGAUCAGUUAUCUCUUAUUGUAAAGACUGGCUUAACCCUGUUAUCCCCAAUACCUGGACAGCCUUACAAAAAAGCAGGACAGCCCAAGGUUGAAAAGACUGAACUUGAGAAGCAACAAAAAGAGACCCAGAAGCAGACAGUGAAAAGCUCCAACAAUGGGAAGUGGAAGCACAUGGUACGUAAUCUUAUCACAUGCACUUAGAAUUGUUUUGAAAAGGAUUUACUUUGCUUACUUUUUCUGUCCCAAAGCAUCACAUAUUUUUAAAGUUAUAGUGACAAUAACUUUAUGUCCCUUUUCGGUUCCAUUUGUUUAUAUAGGUUUGCAUGAGCCUGUAUAAUUUUACUGUAAGAUUGAAUACUUGUAUUCCCUAUUUUAAAAGGAAAAUACAACUUCCUUUAAUAUUUGUAAAGGUUUAUAAAGUAUUUUUUUUUUUACGAAUAUUCCAGCCAUCUCCUCAAUCUUAUUAUAUUUGAAUACCAUUAAAGGAAACACAAAAAUAACACAUUGUUCCACUACAGAAAGGUGCAAAAUUUUUCAUGUUGUGUUUUAGUUUACCUGGAAUGCUGAGAAAAAUAAUUGAAUUCCAUUAUAUAUUGUCAUGGCUUGCAGACGCCCCAACUGCAAAAAAAAAUUCUAAUUGAAGAAUGCUAUUAUCUUUGUUUUUAGUUUAUUUGCAUGUAGCCAUUUUCAUUGAAAAGGCUACAACAUACCUGACCAGACAAGUCCCCAUUCUAUGAAAUAUCACAAUUUGUACUUAAAGGGAUACUAAAGUGCCAGGAAUACAACGCUCUCUUUCUGGCACUAAAGCUUCCCUCUUCCUCCACAUCCCUCCUAACCACCCCAUACUGGUGAGUAAAAGGUUAAUAACCCUUUAUUUACUCACCUUAUACUAAUGCCAAUUUAACUUGGUGCUGGGUCACAGCUCCGCCUCCUCCGACGAGCGAUUGCUAAUGGGCAUGCUUGGCACAAGCAGCGCGUGUAAUAGACCUCCCUAUAGGAAAGCACUGAAUGACUGCUUUCCCAUUGGGAAAAAUCUGACCCUGGAUGUCCUCAUGCAGAGCAUGAGGAUGUCCAGCAUCAGUUACUAGACCAAAGGUCUGUUUUUAUUCAGGAACUGCCUCCAGUGGCUGUCUCCUAUACAGCCACUGGAGGCAGGCUAAGUGCUUAAAUGUAAACAUUGCAGUUUCUUUGGAAUGUUUAACAUUGCAGAACUAAGUGCAAUAGGGACACUGUACCCAGACCACUUCAUUGAGUUGAAGUGGUGUGGCUGUAUGUAGUGUCAAUUUAAAUCUGUCAGUUCAGUCUUACUUUUGACUUCCUACAGCAGUGUGUUUUGUGAUUUUUGUGGCUUGACAUGGCUGCUGGACUGUAUUUCCAUUUUCAUGAGAUAAUAUAUUUUUGCUGAUAGAUGUUUGCUUUCUUUUAGUAUCGUCAGUGUCUUCAGUAACAAUAUUUUUGUUUUUCACAUAGUCUUCAUAGCUUUGUAAAUAUCAAAAUUUACGAUCAAUUAUUUUUUUAACUUUGAUUUAUUUAUUUAUUUUUUAGGCUGACCUUUCAUCUUUAAAUAAGUGGCAGUUGGGGCGUGGCACUGAAGCAGGUUAUACAGAAUCAAGUAGCACAAAGGAGUCCACCACUUCCUCUACCCCCAUCCAAAACACCAAGACUGCACAAAAAGGCAAUGAAAGCAGCCAGGGCAGGCAUAAGUCUCCAGCUCAAUAUGAGAGCACAACACAAAGGAGAACUUUGUCCAAAAAAGCCGAAAAGGCAUCUGUAAAGGCACACAAAAUAGAAAUUGUUACUACAGCAGAAAUUACUACAAAUAUGCCCCCUAGCAGUCCCAAGGCUUCUACAAAUGGCUCUCACAAUCACAACAUGAAGAAAGAACCCAAAUCCUCUCCCAGCCUUACAGCAGAGAAUAAAAAGUCUAAGUCUUUACCUAGACCCCUUCAGAAGUCCAGAGAGUUUGUUAAAACAUCUUUAUUCCAAACUUCUAAAAAUUUAGAGAGCAAUAGAACAUCUCCUCUAAAACCCUCCAUUGAGCAGGAUGAUAUUUUUUAUCGCUCAUUAUUCAUUCCUAUGAAGGGGCUUCUUUCACCCCUUAGUGACCCUGAGGAUCAGUUACCUCUUAUUGUAAAACAUGACUUAAGCCUGUUGUCCCAGAUUCCUGGAUGGCCUUACAAAAAUGCAGAGCAGCCCACGAUUGAAAAGAUUGCACCUAAGCAGCACCCAAAAGAAACCAAGAAACAGACCGAGCAAAGCUUCAAUAAGGGAAAGCGAACGCACAAGGUUUGUAAUAUCAACACAUACACAAAGAAUUGUUUUGAAAAUGAUUUAUUUUGUUUUCUUUUUCUGUCCCAAAACACCACAUCAUUUUAAAAUUAUAGUAAAAUUAACUUUAUAUCUCUUUCCGGUUUAACGUGCUUUCACAGCUCUAACUUUUUCAUAAUGAAUAGAAGGGUUUGUUCCUACUGUAAUUUUACUCCUGGACCAAAGACACAUGAUUUUAUUCCAGAAAUGACAUCUGUCCUUUUUGUUUUACACUUUCACCAUUCUGACCACUAGCAUAAGUUGCAUUGGUUACUGAAGUUUUCCUAAACAAAUAUAUUUUCCCACUGUAAUGGGGUUCUCAAUAUUGUCUCAUUUUGUGUUAUUUGCAAACAAUUGAUUUUUGUGCUGUCUAAAUAGCCAUUUUAAUGUUUCUUCAAGGACAUCAAAUAGAAACUGAACAAAGCUUUGUUAUACUCUUGGCUAGGUGUCCCAAGUUUCCAUUCAGAUUAAUAUAAAUAAUAAAUGUUAAGAUUUAUUGACUGACAAUUCAAUAGAAAAUUCUGAUUUUUUAUUUUUCUAAAUAAGGGUGCCUUUAAAAACUCGAGCUUUGCACUGUGAUUAGAUAUUUUUAAAUAUUUUAUAUUUAUAGAAUAUGUACAUAAUAUUGAUUUUUUUUUUAACAGAAUGAUGAAGAAUUAAAGGGUAAUGAUGCCAAGAAACAAAAAGUGGAAGAAAAGACCACAAACUACAAAGUGCCCAGUAAAGAGUAAGUAGUAUAUCUGAUCUUGUUUAUUCAUUCACUAUGUGUGCAUGUUUGUAUUGUGUGUGCAUCUGUGUAACCUCUCAUGUACAUUGUGUUACAACACCUCAUUAAUAUAUUUGUUUUUUCAUGUUUCAGGUUGUCAAAACCAAAUACUGUAAAGGGAAGAGAGUUACUCCCUUCACCUGCAACCCCUGAUCUACAGAAAGAUUUCAAGUCUAAACAUGGGUCUUGUAAAAGAACCAUUAGCCAGUCUUCAUCUCAGAAAUCCAGCAUCAGUGGCAGCACAAAGGAUAGUGGCAAUGAAAGUAAGUCUUCUGAUAAGCAAAGAAAAACUGGAAGUAGCACCGAGGAGACAAAGGUAAACAUUGCAAUGGUUUUCCAGACAGAAAUUCUUAGGGAUGAUAGUUACAAAAACCUGAUUUGCCCAAAUUAAUAUCUUAAGGGAUUGUUAAAUCCAACAAAUAUUGCCUUGUUUAUUUGCAAAGUUGAACAUGUUUAUGUCUUAAACUGAGUAAAUCCUUCUUAAAUGGGAAUAGCGUGUAGCUGAGUAUUGUUAAACCCGUACAUAACCCAAUCCAAUUGGAUUCAGCUACAGACCCUUAGUCUGUAGUGAAGUCAAUAAGCAACGUAAUAGCCGACCAUUUGUUUUCAAGGUUUUAUGUGUUGCUUUCAGCCAACAUGCGUUUAACUUUAAACCAGUUUAUGGAUAUAGAUCAAAACAGAAGCACAUUUCUGACACUUCUGACAAUAUAACUUGGUCCAUUAUUGGAGACCCAACGUAUGGUUGUGAGGAAGAGUUCCACUGUCUGGAUUAGAUCUCAUUCAUAAAUAGAAUGACUUUUCCAAUCAGGUUUUUUAUUUAUUUAACCCCUUAAGGACCAAACUUCUGGAAGAAAAGGGAAUAGUGGCAUGUCACACAUGUCAUGUGUCCUUAAGGGGUUAAAUGAUUUUCAAUGAUGUAGACAUCACAAUUGGAACAGCACUAACAACAAUAUAGUCCGCAAUACUUUACUUUGUGUAAUGAAUUGUACAUUUCUUCCUUUCCAGGAUAAACCCUCAGGUAAUACAGCUUCUGUUGCUUUUGUGCCAGCAAUCGAUAACAAAUCGUGGAGAGCAAAACUGACCUUCGAAGACAGGUGAGGCAUUUGAAAUACAAAAUCAUCUCUUUAACAUGGUGUUGUACAGAUAAACCUUUAUGAUAGUUUAUAACAUGAAAACACAAACAAAACAAGUUAAUUAUUUAACAUGUUAAUCAGCAAAAAAUAUAUUUUUUGACCAUAUCGUAUUUACACCUUAACAAUCUCUGGGAAGGAUUCUCAAAUGGUAACACAUGACAACGUGUUUUAUCUUUUUUCAUUAAACUAAAUAGCAUUUUUCUUUUCAAAACUAUUUAAUGUAUCUGUAGUUCUAUUCUACUUCAGCUGUUGUUGUAUAGGAAAAAUAAUGCCGGCCAUGUUGUCCAGCAAGAGCUGACUUUAAAGGUCCCUGGCCUAUUAUAACCUUUGACUUCUAGUGUUUAACAAACACAUUGCUUAACUCAACACAUCACAUUAGAAAACUCAAAAACACCAAAUUUUGUCCAUGCAACAGAUGGCUUUAAAGGUCCCUGUGCUAUUAUAACCUUCUAGUUAUAAGACUUCUAGUGUUAAACAAACACAUUACUUAACUCUCUCUAUUAGAUAAAUCUUUAAGAUUGUAGAAAACUCAAAAACACCAAACAACAAAACAAGUAAAUAAUUUACAAUGUUUGUGUGCAAAAUAAUAUUUUUGAUCUACACAUUACCAAUCUCUGGGAAAGUUUGGGGAUUCUGGUGGUAGGUGUUGGCUACAAUCUGAUCUUAGGGCCCAACUACCAUUGUCUUCUGUCCUUAUAAAUUGUCAUAUAGACUUAACUCCGAGGGUCAGUGUAAGAACGAUUUGUGUGCCUUGCUUUUCUCUCUAGCACUCAAAUGGUUAAACUAGACAAUAUGUUUUAUCACUUAUUUCCUUUGCAAUGAGUAGUUUCAUAAAAAUUUGGUAUGAAAAUAUCUCUUAAUCCAUUUUGCCUCUUCCAGAACCCAUUCAGCUGAUCACUAUCUACUAGAAGCGAAGAAAGUAAAGCACAAGGCUGAUGCGUUGGUAAUGAAGUAUCCCCAAAUCUUUACAAAGGUGCUUUUCACUUUGCUUACGUUUAUUCUGGAGGGUGGAAGAUAGCGGGUUUUGCAUGUAUUGUUGUAAAUUUUCAGUGUGUUUGUCUUUGUAUUUUUCUAACCUGGCAAAAAAAAAUCUUUUUUAUUUCCUUUGUAGUCAGACAGGUUCGAGAAAGCAGUACUCUACCUUGAUGCGGUGCUUUCUUUCAUUGAGUGCGGGAACGCUUUAGAGAAGAGUGUCGAAGAAUCAAAAUCUCCAUUUCGGAUGUAUGGUGAAACAUUAGAGUUAAUAAAGUAUGUAUUUUAAUUUGAACUUUCAUUUUUAUGGGAUGUGAUAUGCUUGUCAUAUUAUUACUUGUUAAGCAGUAGUUUAAGGGUUUUUUUUUUUUUUAAAUCACUGCCCAUGUUUUGUGCAGAGCGUCAUGUAAUACAUCAGAGAUAGGUACACUUUUCUGUGGAUGCUCUAUUUUCAUGGCAUCCAGCUUAAAACCAAUCUAGGCUGUAGGGAAACCAGAAAAGGGCGAUGUUAAUAUUAGUAAUACAUGCCAUAAUGCCUGCAGCCUGUGGUGGGUGUCACCUUGCCUUUCCUCUUUGGUCACUGCUCAACUCCUGCUCUUUUGAAUUCUAUAAAAAUUAGAAUAAUUAAUUUAAAUACUACCAGGGGUCUGAUCUGAUGUAGUCUAUUCUAUUAGGAAUCUUAGUAGUGGAAGAAUGUUGUUAGAAAUUUGUGGCAACUGUGUGCAGUGAGGCUUAGUGAAAGUAAACGUUAAUGUCUUACAAAUAUACUACUACAACAAUUAAUUUUACUAUCUUUUAAUAAGUUUGCAUUACCUUUCUAGGUACACCUUGAAAUUGGCAUGCCCUGCAGCCCCUGAUGCUACAUCAGAUGAUAAGAGACUUGCUGUUCUUUGGUAUGUAUUUUUUCACUCUUGCAUUGUAAACCAAAAUCACACCAUUGUCAGUAAACCAAAACCGAGCGUUAUCUGAUAUUAAUUCUGAAGGCAGAUAGUAGAGCAAAUAUCUCAAAGUGUAAAUAUAAGCCAUGCUCUGUUUUACCUGUCUCCAUGCACAACUUUUUCAAUUUCCAGUAGAUAUGUAUAUAAAGUGUAUGCCGGUGAGGUAGUCAUUGGUUGGACUUAACAAAUAUGAUCUGUUUGGAAUAGCCAGUUUGAAACCGGAUGCUUGUGAAUCAUACAUUGCAUACAGAUACUUCUAAAUGUGAACAGAUAACUAAAAGUUCUAGGUAUAUAUGGCAGGGAGUGUUAUAAUCAAGGUGCUAUUCUCCCUUCAGAUUUGCAACCAGUUUGGUAAGCAUGGCUACCUGUACUAAUAGGAGAAAAAUAAUACCAGUGUCAACAGUUAGUACCACAUUGUUUUCCUUUGCUGGUAGAUAUUUUAACAAAGAAAUUUAUCAACUAAGAAAACACUAUGCUAAAAUGAAUCAUCCAGCCAGUGAGAUACCUGGUCUACUAACUAAUACAGAUUUUACAUGCUGCAUAUUUAGUGAUUGAUUUUGUUGUGUCUCCUCAGUCUUUGCUGUCAAUCCCUUUUGUACUUGAGGUUAUUCAAACUGAAGAAGGAGAGUGCAUUGGAAGAUUCCAAGACAUUAACUGAAUACUUAAACGUAAGAGCUUUUUCAGAAUGGUAGCAAUUGUUUGGUAUUUCUAUAUAUUGUAUCUUUGGGUUAUUCUUUUUUUUAUAUAUUUGUGUUGUCAGUGAUUUUGUUUAGGACUGAUAUUUUUGAAUACUAAUGACUGAUUUAAAUUGAAAUAUUUUAUAGAAAUGUAGAUGUAAGGGGUAAUUCUUAUCAGGUCCAUAGCUCAAAGUGCAAUUCCUUCUACAGUUAAAUAUUGUACAUUAUUAAACUGCCAUGUACAAAUCUUGGGGAUUACAGGAACAUCUUCACAUGUUUAUACUUCUGUUUUAUACAUUUUGUUGGUGAUAUUAUUUGUAGAUGUAUUCAUUAAAAAUGUUUACUUAUCUGAAGUUCACAUCCUACAUUAGGAGGGUAAUAAUAUACAUAAUAAUAGACUGGUAGUGGUCCUUGAGGAAUAGAUCAUAAACGCCCACUGUAAUUCCAGGGAUUUUAUUCAAUAUUUAACAUGUUUUUUUUUCCUUUGCAGAUCUCUUAUGGUAAUUCUCAAGCUCCAUCUCCUACGAGGGGAAGGUAAGACGUUUGCUUUAACUACGUGAUUUCAUUUCUUUGUAGUUAAAUGUUUGGAACAUGCCUUGGAAAGUAUUUUUUGGCAAUAUGUGUCUAGAAAACAGAAAUUAAAACGUUUUUGUUUUAAAGCAAACCUGCUUUGGCCUAAAAUUUUAAAUGAACUUCGAAUAGGGUGCCCAGGAGACAGCCCAACACUCAGGCAUUAUAAAUAAAUGUAUUUUAAACCACUCAAGUGUUCCUUUUAUACCUGCAAGGCAUAACAUGUGCAAACAUCUAAGGUUAUGCAGUUAUUUAUAGGUUUCUUAACAUUCAAAAUAUAUGUGUUUUCUAUAUUUAAUCGCUCUGAAAUGGAACUGAAUUCAAGUAUAAUUAUAGACAGCAUGCUCUUUUUCACUAAAGUUAAGUCCUAACAAUGACUUUUUCAUUUAUCAUACAGCAAAUCCGUGAGUAUGCCUUUCCCAGUGUCUCCGAAGCUGUCUCCCGGCAAUUCUAAUAGCUAUUCCUCCAAUGUGUCCAAUACUACUGGAGACAGGUCAUUUGUGACUAUACCACAGAAGAUUCACCAGAUGACCGCCAGCUAUGUCCAGGACACGUCCAACUUCCUUUAUGCCACUGAAAUUUGGGACCAAGCAGAACAACUCUGCGCAGAGCAAAGUGGUAAGGUUUCUUAUUAUUUACAUAAUAUGUAAUAAACUGCUUAGUUUCUCUGUAUUAAUUAUUAUAUUUAUUCUAGAUUAAAGGGCUGUAAUAGUUUACAAUUACAAUUACAACUACUAGUAAAAGCAUACUUUAAAAAGAUAAGGAGGUCCUUGCUCUGAUUUUAGUCUAGAUACUGGAAUGCAGCUUGACAUGGAAUAUUAUAACUAGAAAAAAAGGAUAUUGGCCUUAUAUUUACAUUUUAUUUAUUUUUUUCUCCAGAAUUUUUUUCUGAACUGGAGAAAGUUAUGGGUCCUCUGAUCUUUCAUUCCAGCACCAUCACAGAUCUGGUACGCUACACCCGUCAAGGCCUGCACUGGUUACGCCUUGAUGCCAAGUUGAAACAUUAA